This is a messenger RNA of Chlamydomonas reinhardtii, 2443 nucleotides long. RefSeq lists its product as uncharacterized. The record is from RefSeq and is a predicted model, not a curated record. Bases 204 to 1958 code for a protein of 584 amino acids. The transcript is spliced from 9 exons. NCBI's taxonomy places the organism in Eukaryota, Viridiplantae, Chlorophyta, Chlorophyceae, Chlamydomonadales, Chlamydomonadaceae.
CACAAUUGCGUUAGCCUGAGCCCAAAGCCAUUCUACGCAGUACGCACUUACACAAAGAAUUGCUGUUGUUGCAUGCAUGCAUACUGCAUUGAGCAACUUCAACAACACUGACCUCUGCACGCUCAAUCCUUCUGCUCCAUCAACUCCUGCUUUCGUCUUUAUUAGCUCGCCCGUGUGGGCCGUGGCGCCUCACUAGCAACAACAUGAGCCUCCUAACCGCGCUGGGCGUCGCGCACGUUGCGCUGCCCGGCGCCAGUGCGACCGGGCUCCUCCACGCCACUGUUGCACGCGUGGCUCGGUUGCUGCCACUCCACGUCUCUCCGCCAGCGCCCGGGUUUCGGGCCUUACAAAAACAUAGUUCCCCUGCCCCCGCAUCUUCUGAUUCGGCUGUGCCGGUGGUGCCGGGCACCUUGUUUCGAAUCCAGGCGGGCGCCAACGAGGUCCGGGUGCAGCACGUGGCGGGCUGGAGCGACGUUGCCACUGUGCAGGGGCAGCCGGGCGCUGGCAGCAGCAGCACGGCUGCGGGGCAGUGGCGCGUCGAGGCGGUGUCCGCGGAGGCUGCUUCAGCCGCUGCGGGCGGCGGUGUUGCUACAGCCGCUGCGGGAGGAGGGGCUGCAGCUACAGCCGCCGAGCAGACUGGCGCGGGCUCGGGCUUCACCGGACAGCCCAAGGUGUCGCUGCGAUAUGACGUCACGCGUGCUCAGCAGGGCCGCGGCGGCGGCGGGGAUGCCGGGGGCGGGGGUGGUGUGCUAACGCUGUCAGUCCCGGAGAAAUGGAUCAGUCUGGAUGUUUCUACGCAAGGCGCGCCGCUGUCCGUGUCGCGGCUGGUGGAGGCUGACCUGGCCGCCGUCACCGCCGGCGGGGCCGUGCGGCUGGGAGCCAUCCGGGGUCUGGACGUGCACGUCGACACCACCCACACCACCCCGAACGAUACCGGCUCGGUAACGGGCGGGGACGUCAGCGGCACGCGAGUGGCGGUAGCCGCCGGCGGCGCCAUCGACCUCCGACGUGUUGUGGGCGGAGUCAUGGUCCUCACGUCGUUGGCAUCUCCAGCAUCGCCCUCGGCACCUGGGUCGGCAUCCGCUGCGGCAUCUGGGUUGGCGGUGUCUUCCGCCCCCCCGGCAUUGGCUGCAUCUGGGUCGGCAGCAGCCAUCGCAUCUGCCGCCUCGCAUUCGAUUCCGGCGGCUGUGGUGCGGUUGGGUGCUGUGUACGGCUGCUCGCUGCGCCUCAGCACACGCGGUGGCGAUGUGCGCAUCGGCACGUUGGACUGCGGUGGGCACCCGGGUGUGCCCGGCAUGCCGGCAACAGGCGGCAGCAGUAGCAGCGCCGUCGGCAGCAGUAGCAGCGCCGUCGGCAGCAGUAGCAGCGCCAGCGGCAGCAGUAGCAGUGGCAGUAGCAGCACUGGCAGCGGCGGGGCAGAGGUGGGCUCCGGCGGCGGCCGCAUCACGGUGGAUGGGCUGGAGGGGUAUGCGGUGCUCGACAGCGGCGGCGGCGAUGUCAAGGUGCUGGCAGGCGCAGGGCUACGGCACGCGGUGAUCCGUACGGCGGGCGGGGCGCUGGAUUGCGCCCUGGAUCCAGGAACUGCCCUGGAGCUGGUCGAGGUCCGUCAGGCGGGCCGGCUGGAUCUGGAUCCAGGCCUCGAGCCGCACCUGCGGCCUGCUGCACCCGUGGGCCCAGAGACAACGGCAUGGGAGCCGGCUGGGGGCAGAAGCAGCGGCAGUAGCAGUAGCAGCGGCAACGGCGUGUGGCGCGCAUCAGUGGCGGCGGAGCCUGUGGGCGGGCGUGGUGGUAUCCGCGGAUCGAACGCGGCGGCGGUGGUUGGCGCGGAGCCCGCCGGCGCCGCCAGCGGCGGGCGGUUGGUGGUUGAGGCGGGUGGCGGCGCCGUACGGCUGCGGCGGUUGGGCUGGAUGGAAGCGCUCAAAGCCAAGAUGGCGGAGAAGCAGGAACUUCCGCAGUAGCACUAGAGCGGCAGUAGCAGCGGUUACAGUCAUAUAGGACGGCAGUAGCAGAAGAGAUCCAGACAACGCUGCAUUUGGCUAUAGAAUUCGUGUGUGCUGCGGGAAUGCUCAGAGGGGUCGGUGGUUCCAGUGAUCCAGUCAGGUCGCGCCCGCUACUCUGCGAGUCUUAAUGCAUUUGCAGGUGCACGCAUAAUGCGAGGCGUAUUAUGGGCUGAAGUGCUCAUGUGCUAUCCAGGGACUGGCAGGAGGGGCUAAUACGCUGAGUGGAUGUGGGACGCUGAGAAGCGAGAGAGACGCCCAAACAGUCGAAGCUCCGGCACUGGUGCGCAUGGAGGACGACCUUGGCCCACGUGUGAUGCAACCCCUUCAACCCCAUUGCAAGUGUGUCGUAAGACUUGUGGCGCCAGGAGCGGGUCGGGUCUGUCGAGGUGCAGCCGUGCGGAUCGGGCCGUGCCGACCGGCACCAGUCAUGCCAGUACCUUGGA